AUGUCCGGCGAGAAUUCGUUACCAUUUUUUCAUGGUGCUUUAUUGGAUGAUGACGUCGAUAAACUGCUAGAAUUAAAUGGUGAUUUUUUAUUACAAACCAAAUUUGAACAAAGUAAAAAAAAAAGCAAAUUGGUAUUGGCUAUUAAGCACGGACAACGAACAAUAAGAGUACCAAUUUCACGACUGGAAAAAGGAUAUCGCAUAUUUGGACGUUCAUUCCCAACAAUGAAUACAUUAAUAAAAUAUUAUCAAGAACAUAACAUCGAAAUGCAUGGGACUGAUUCCUUGUUCUUGAAGAGACCAAUAAAGAAAGGAAGAUUUGAGCUGAACCAUUCCGAUAUUAAAAUUAUGAAAAAGAUUGGUUAUGGAGCAUAUGGUACGGUAUAUAAAGGUGUAUUACUAAAAAAUCUUUGUCCGGUAGCAAUCAAACGGAUCGAUUGUGCAGACAAAUCCGAGCAGGCCUUAAUUGACCUAAUGAAAGAGGCACGCGUGAUGCAAUUAUAUGAUCAUAUCAAUGAUGGAUCGGUAGAAGAUAAAUUGAGGCAAUAUGGUCAUCAUUUAAGUGUUGAUUCACGUAUUGAUAUAUCAUGUCAAAUUGCGCGUGGUCUCGAAUACCUUCAUAUGAAAGGUUGCAUUCAUCGAGAUAUUGCUACACGCAAUUGUCUUCUUAAUGGUGCGGUUGUUAAGUUAGCUGAUUUCGGGAUGUGUCGAGCAACGCUUGUUUAUAAAAUUGACCUCUCGAAACCACAAAACGUUCGCUGGCUUGCACCUGAGGUAUGGCGUUCUGGUGAGACGCGAUUCUGCACAGAUAUUUAUGCAUUUGCAAUAACACUUUGGGAAUUGUUUACAAUACCGUAUACUCAUCCAUACAGCACAUGGAAAGCGUAUAAAGUUAAGGAAAAGGUAAUGGCUGGUUAUCGAUUACCAAGUCCAAAUGAUAUGCCGGAAUCGAUGAUAACACUGAUGCGACGAUGUUGGGAUCACGAUCCUUCAAAACGACCUACAGCUAAGCAAGCACGAGAAUAUUUGGAAGACAUUUAUCGAACUUUUGUUGCUGAAAAAUCUUCUGGUCUUAGUGCGCGUCCAGCAAUGCUAACUUCGCACAGCGACAAGUUGUUUUCGUCAAAUGAAGAGAUUUCGCCAAAAUCAAUCAGCGAAACGAUGCAAUCACGUGAUUCAGAG
Acanthocheilonema viteae is the source of this 1182-nucleotide messenger RNA. The record is from the annotation of a GenBank genome assembly. Lineage: Eukaryota; Metazoa; Nematoda; Chromadorea; Rhabditida; Onchocercidae.